AUGUUUGGUAACAAAAGCCUUUUUGGUUCGACUACAACAUCCACACCUUUCUCAGCUGCUCAGCCAACUGCUCAGCCAUCUCAGAAUACACAGUCUGUUGCUCAGAUAUGCGCGGUAAAUGAGUUCAUCUUUUUUAUGCAAACUUUAGGACACAAAUGUUUUGCUGAAGUCUCUUUGCGGACCAGAACUGUUCAAUGAUGAGAAGGAUCGGGUAGUAUCAAGGUUAAAUCAACUCCAAGUCGGGUUCGGAAUCGGAUCUGGUUAUUAUGCGAAUGACAAACAACCUGUAGAAUACAAUGCAAAAAACAUUUUCCAUCGUUUCAAAGGGGUGGUCUAUAAUAAGAUCUCGGACGCUUCAGAUGACGAUGGAAUCUGUGGUCUCAUUCUUAAUGUCCCUUAUAAUCAGAUAUCAGACGGUGCACAACAGAGUAAUGUAGGUUUUUUCUUUUCGUGGAUUUUUUUAGGUUUGCGAUGUUGAACUAGAAUGUCUUGUUUUUAGUUGGCCGGAAAACUUGAUGAGAUUCUUGGGCAGAAGCAGUUUGUAAACACGAUCGUCGAGAGAGUGAAGCCAGUGGACGACUCCAGGACCGAAGUACUCAUUCAUGUCUUUGAGAAGGGUGUUGGCAAGGUCAGGGCUACCCAUUUAUUUAAAUUCCUGUCCCAACCAGACAAAAUGAAAGCUCUUGAGACCCAACUGAAGUGCUCUCAAGUAGUGCCAUUGGUAUCCUUGAGCUUGGAAUCUAAAGAAAAGUAUCUCAACAACGCCCCUGAUGGGUUUAGCCCUCAACUCUGGCUUCAAGGGGUCAGAUCGAAUCCACAUCCUCAUCAUUUCCUCCCUUCUCCUGUUUAUGGGUUUGACCAAUUGUUGGAGAGACAUAAAAUGCAAAAAGUUUCUGACUUGGCCCUCCAAACAGCCUUAGGGCAUGCCGACGAGAAGAGAGAACGCAUAGAGAAGGUGAUCAAUUGGGAUGUGAGCAAAGUCAAGGCCUUAUCCAAUACCCAUAAGGAGCUGUCCCAUCGAUUAUUGAGAGUUGCCUGCGCAUUUUUGAGACAAAUUCGACAAGGAUAUGGACUUAGCCAGAGGGAGGAUAAGCUGGGGGCAGCCGCAGAACAAUGCAACGCUAUGUUGUUUUCGCCAAAUGCACUAAAGGUAAAUCCUAUUGUUAUUUCUAAUAUGUUUUUAGGAUCGUAUCAAUGCCAUCUUCAACUUGUUGGGGUCUGAUAAGGAGAAAUUAAAAGAAUAUUUUGCUUCAAUUGAUCUCAUUCUGACGGAAGAUGAAGCUUCAGAAGCCAAGUUCUGUUUGUCUUCGGUUCAGAAUAAAUUGGAAAGAGUGAAAUCUCUUCAGCAAAAGGAUUCUAGGGACCUCAAAGUAAUUGAAGGCAAAGAGUGA
This is a messenger RNA of Bursaphelenchus xylophilus (pine wood nematode), 1391 nucleotides long. The record is from the annotation of a GenBank genome assembly. Lineage: Eukaryota; Metazoa; Nematoda; Chromadorea; Rhabditida; Aphelenchoididae.